Messenger RNA from Ostrea edulis (European flat oyster), 3448 nucleotides. RefSeq names its product fatty-acid amide hydrolase 2-A-like. The transcript is spliced from 9 exons. Bases 1141 to 2733 code for a protein of 530 amino acids. NCBI's taxonomy places the organism in Eukaryota, Metazoa, Mollusca, Bivalvia, Ostreida, Ostreidae. The record is from RefSeq and is a predicted model, not a curated record.
ACACACAUAUAAGCAACUUAAAAGACUGGUGUGUGACUACAUUCAUAUCGAAUGAGGAAGGAAUCUUCAUGCACAUCUCUCAAAUAAUUUGCUUGAGGGAAUCGUGGAUUUUACAAUAUUCCAAUCAUAGAUCAGAAAGGCAUUAGGAUUCACAGCAGAGGAAUACACUAAUUAAAUGAAAAAUUAAUUAUGUUCAGUAAUUUACUUUUUGAAUUAAUUUACUGUACUAAGUUACUAAAUGAUAUUCAAAUGAAUUAUGACUUGAUUACAAGACCUAUUCAUCCAAUGGGCUGAUCCACAAGCGUGAAGAUAUAAUGAGUGAUAUGAUUAUUCUGAAACGAGGACGGGGUGAUUCCUGUUGUAGAUCUGUAUCUCGCUGAGAAAAUAUCUGUCGCAAUAUUUUUCAAGAGAGCUACAGAUCUGCAACUAUUAAAUUAAUUAAUAAUAUUAGUGAUCAGUGCAAAAAUCAACUUGUACUCAGUAAGAUUUUUUAAAGAUACAACAGGAGGUUGUUUUGAUCCUUUGAUAAAUAGAUUUAUAGACUAUAAUUAUAUGAAGCUGUGGGAUUAAAGGGAGACUACCCUGUUUUUCUAGAGAGUAUACUUAUUGAUUAUGGUGUACAGGAAAAUGUGCUCCAUGUUUCACCACUGUGGUCAGUAUUUAUAGAUAGUUUAGCACAGUGAAAAAAAAAGCAUGGAGUCAAAACUUGUGGGACAGGAUUAGCAGUCGUAAGAAUGAUGAAAGUCAGAUAAUCAUCAGGCAUUACCCGCACUGUUAGAGAUCAUCCCUUGUCUUGUGCAGGAGGAUACAGAAACUUAACCAAUCAAAGAGUUCAAAUUGUCUGAGUGAAAUGAUGGAUUAUUCUACCAUGAAGGGUGCAUAUAGAGCAUAGGAAAAUAGGAUUGUUAUUUGGUGGCGCCCAGUGUUUAUUGGUGGAAUAGAGACCCAGAUAUGAGUUUAGGAGGAGACCACCGACCUUCCGAAAGUAAACUGGGAAACUUUCUCACUUACCGGGGCGAGCGGAAUUCGAACCCGCGCCGACCAGAUGUGAGAGGCCAUGUGAUUUAGAGCACGAUGCUCUAACCACUCGGCCACAAAGGCCUAUAAUAUGGCUCUAGUGUUGUGGACUUGAACCAAGAGAUGAAGGUGACCCAUCUGAUGUGGUUGGUGCAGUAUGCCCUACUGACAGUAGUGGGGCGAAUCUUGUGCCCCGUCAUUAGGCUGAUAUUCAGCCUGAUUUACAGGACCUCCUCCAAAGUCGUGGACCCCAUUGACAGCCCAUUAUGUCUCAUGUCAGCUGUUGAAUUGGCAAAGAAAAUUCGAUCACGCGAGAUCACUGCAGAGAAAGUAAUGCAGACUUAUAUAGAGAGAGCAAAACUUGUGAAUAGGGACUGUAACUUCAUUGUUGCAGAAAGGUUCGAUGAAGCUUUGCAAGAAGCCCAAAAUGUGGACAGAAUUCUUGACAGCAGAACGAAAGUACAGAAAUACUCCCCAGAAAAUGCCCCAUUCCUAGGUGUACCAACUUCCAUUAAAGAGGCCUUUGCACUGAAAGGGAUGCCCCAGACGUCGGGAUUAGUGAUAGUGAAGGAUUACAAGGCUACGGAGGAUGCUCCUGUUGUCAGACGAUUACGACAGGCGGGAAUGAUCCCAUACAUGGUGACAAAUGUUAGUGAACUGUGCAUGUGGUAUGAAUCAGCUAACAGACUAAAUGGGCGAACUUGUAAUCCAUACGAUACUGCUCGCAUCGUAGGUGGGAGCUCAGGUGGGGAGGGGUGUGCCAUUGCCUCAGGGGCCGCUGUGAUUGGUCUGGGGUCAGAUAUCGGAGGAAGUAUCAGGAUGCCCAGCUUUUUCAAUGGAAUAUUCGGCCACAAACCAUCAGUUGGAUUGGUUCCAAACGAAGACCAGUUUCCCUUGCCAACUGGCAAAGAUAUGGAGCUACUGACCACUGGACCCAUGUGCAGAUAUUCUACUGACCUUUUACCGCUUCUCAAGGUCAUGUCAGGACCAGAGGCUCAGCUAGCCAGAUUGGAUGAAAAGGUGGAUAUUAUGAAACUGAAAUUUUUUACAAUGUUUGACGACGGCGGCAGUGUUCUAGUCAGUCAUGUGGAACCAGAAAUCAAACAAGCACAGCUCAGGGUCGUUCGUUAUCUCCGGGAUACACUAGGGGUGCAAGUGGAGGAACUGAAAUUAAGUAAAGUGAAGUAUUCUUUUGAAAUGUGGGCUGCAAAAAUGGCGCUGUCAGGAGGAACGGACUUCGCGACCUAUAUGGCGAAUUUUGACGGUCGCGUUAAUUGUCUUGUGGAGCUGCUGAAAUGGUUACUGGGACGUUCACAUCAUACACUGCCAGCCAUCGGACUAGGGCUGACCCAAGGCCUCACGGCUUUAACACCACAUACCAAUAGGAAAAAUGUACAAAUUCUUAGCAAAUUAGACGAGGAACUUAAACACGUUUUAGGAAGUAAUGGGGUCUUGCUAUACCCUACCCAUCCUAAGGUGGCCCCUUAUCAUAACGAGCCUAUAUUUUAUCCUUUUAAUUUUGCCUAUACCGGACUAUUUAAUGCUUUGGCUUACCCCGUUACCCAAUGUCCGCUAGGGUUAAACUCGGAGGGUUUGCCACUGGGCAUACAGAUUGCAUCCACCCCCAUGAACGACCGGUGCUCUAUCGCGGUCGCAGUGUUUCUGGAAAGAGUUUUUGGCGGUUGGAUUCCGCCGGGAUGUGAUGGGAAAAGAUAAAGAUAGAAAUGUUAAAUUGAACAGUACGUAGUUUAUUUAUGAUUGAUUGUCAAAUUGCAUUUAGGUUUAUUUCAAAAAGCGAGUUUUGUUCCGGAUUUACAUUUUUUUAAUCUGAUGUGAGACAAGAUUUUCACAAAGACUUGCUUUGAUCAGUCUAAGACAAGACUUGGAGAACAGAGCAUACUGCAGCAUUAAGUGGUGAAUGAAAUACUCUAUAAUUAUCAAUGGCAUACUCGUGGAAUUUUGAUUUAGUGUUUGGAAGGUAGACUUUGUUAGAUAUAUUCGAAUUUAAUGGUACGUCCAUAAAUUAAAAAUUAGACCCCCUCCUUUCUUCCCCUCGAAUGUUACGGAUUAAACGAAAGAAUGACGGGAAACAAAAAGGGUGUCGAAAUUUAAAAUGUGUUCUGUGUUUAUUUUUAGAUUAGAUUGUAGUUCUGUAAAAUUCUGUUUUUGUCCCCUUUGUUAAUGAACUAAUUUUAAAACAGGGCUACUUGUUAUAUUUAGCAUGGCUAUGUAUGUAACUCUUUAAGUGGUAGUUAAUGUCAUGGGCUGAUUCGAUAACGGGGAAAUAAUGGGGGUUAUUUUUUUUUUAGUUUUUAGCAGUCUCGCGUUUGAUUGAUUUCUUGAGAUGAUAGCAUUAGUCCCGUAUAUGUAUUAAUUAAUUUAUUGAUCAGAAUUAUUUGUGUGUUUGAAAUGAAUUAAACUGAAAUAAUGA